ACGAUAAAACGCUUAAAGUCUGGCGUUGUCAUCAUCCGGAUAAUAAAGAAGGAAUAAUUACAAAUAGUUGGAAAUAUAUUUCUGGUUUUGUUUUAAUUACAUCUUUACUUCAACUUUCAACAAUUUCUUUAAUCGCACAUCUUUACAAUACUUCCGAUAGAUUUUAUUACGGUGUCAAAUUUGAUACUAGUUUUAUGCUUGCAUCAAGUUCUGUCGGUCUUAAUUUCGUUCUUGCUUGUGUUUUAUUUUUUGUUGGAUGGAUGUCAGUAAAUCGUAAUGGUUACGAGAAUAUUUAG
Molecule: messenger RNA, 296 nt
Organism: Scutellospora calospora
Lineage: Eukaryota; Fungi; Glomeromycota; Glomeromycetes; Diversisporales; Gigasporaceae
Source: the annotation of a GenBank genome assembly